Messenger RNA from Sporothrix brasiliensis 5110, 873 nucleotides. RefSeq lists its product as uncharacterized. The transcript has 3 exons. The coding region runs from base 1 to 873 and encodes 290 amino acids. NCBI's taxonomy places the organism in Eukaryota, Fungi, Ascomycota, Sordariomycetes, Ophiostomatales, Ophiostomataceae. The record is from RefSeq and is a predicted model, not a curated record.
AUGUUCGCUCUCGACACGCACGAACCGCAGGUCGAGUCGGCCGAUGGCCUAAAGAUCUGGGCGGCCCAGGCCGGCCGUUCUGCCAAGGAGGCACCGGCCAUUGUCUUUAUCCCCGGCUUUGCCAGUUCGGCGCUUCUCUUUGACCUCCAGUUCCGUGACGAGGAGUUGCUGUCCAAGUACUGUCUGAUCACCUACGAACCCCGUGGGCAGGGCCGGUCCGACUCGCCGUCCAAAGACGAGCAGUGGACGUCGUUGUGCUACGCCCAAGACUUUGCUGCAGUCUGCGCCUAUUACGGCGCCUCCAAGGUCUUUGCUGCGGGCUGGAGUGCCGGAUGCACCAUUAUUUCGGACGUCUUCGAGCACGACUUUGGCCAUCUCAUCGCCGGCCUGAUCUAUCUCGCCGGCGUGCCCUAUAUGGAACUGUUUCCCAAAGUCAACUUCCCCUCCGUGGGCAAGUAUUAUCAGCCGAUCAAAGAAGCUUCCACAGGCGACACACACGGCCAAAUCAUAGCCGACUUUCUCGACCUCUGCGUCUGGAAGCCCAACCGCGAAGCGAUGUCCUACACCCUCCGGUCGGCGCUCAUCGGCACUGUGACCACGACGCCCACCACGGUCCGCCUCCACAGCCAGACCAAGCACGCCCAAAACCCGGCCAAGCUGCUGGCCGCCAUUCCCCACUACGACGCCCUCUUCAUCGUCGGCGACCAGGAAGAGGUCGUGAAGCCAGACGCCUUGGUUGCCAUGUUCCAGGAGACGUUCCCGCGUCUGGAUGUGGUGCGCGUGCCGGAGGCGGGCCACGCGGUGUAUUGGGAGCGGCCCGUGGAGACGAACACGGCCAUUGUCAAGUUUGUUGACCGGGUGGUGAAGGCAUAG